GAAUUCGACAGUUUGCAAGAAAGAACUCAGAAGUAUUUGGACAUUAGAAAAUUGCAUAGAAAACUUUUAGUUAUACUAAAAUAAUUGAAUUAACGUUAAGGGCGUAGCAAUCGCGGUGUACAGAGAAGGCCCAAUAAUUUGAUUCGUAUAAAGUGCACAGAAAGCGUACUAUAUUUGGAGACAACUGCUGGUCGUACCGUAUUAUGGAAGAAAAAUGUCCCAAAUCUAUUGAUUCGAAUAUAUUUGGCAUUGCCACAACCACCGUUGUUGCUGCCGAUAAAAAUAAAAAAGAACAAUCAGAUUCAUUAUCACUGAAUCAACAACCUUCAACUUCGUUCAAUUUGAAUACGGCCUCAAUGUCGCUGUUGCAAGGUGAAUUCGUUGACUCACGACAUGAUUUUGCAGAAGUUUUGGACGACGAAACUACUACUUCCGGUGUAUUGGAAACAUUUGAAAUAAGUUCGUCCAACUCUCUACCGCCAAACAGUUCAGAUGGGCACAGAGAAGUUGUGGUGGACGACAGUUCUUCUACAGAUACAAUUAAAUUGGUGGGAGUGUCAGAUGACACAUCAUGCACCAACAAGAAAUUUUUCGAUGUCUCAGAAGUUUUUGUAAUAAAUGAUGAUGAUGAUGAUGACGAUGAUGAAGGUGUUGUACCGGGAAGCGAGGUAGCGGAAGUGGAAGAUGUAUCUUUAGCGCCUGCCAAUGAAAAUGAUAUUAAUCAGCAUUGUUUGGAAGAUAAUUCCAAUCAGCAUGAGCCCAAUCGUUUUUCGACAAACAGUACCAAUAGUCAAUUGAGCAAUGAUAUGGGCAGCGUUAUUGUGACGAAUGGGCACGGUGCGACAAUUUAUCUCGAAACACCAGUGGUGGAGGAACAAAAUCAACAUCAUGCUCAGCUAAAUAAUAUCGGUGGUGGUGAAAAAGGAGAGUUUGGUGAGAAAACAGGAAAACCCAAACGUCUGAGCGAUGAAUUUAUGCAAACAGAUGAGGCAGAACCAUUUGGCAAAAUGAAUGAAAACAAUGCUCGAACUACAACCGGCGAAGCUAAGUCUAGCGUAAUAACAGCACUUUUAGGGCUUGAUGGCUAUGAAAUACUUCCUGAUCGCAUGUCAUUUCGACUGAAAAAAAUGAACAUAAGCAACACGUCUAGUGAAAAGCUACGCGAACGUCCUUCCAGUUCAAAAAGCAACGAAAAUAAUAUUGAAGUAUUACCAAGACCACAAAUUGCCGAUAUCGAAACGAUUGAUGCGAUAGAACGCACCGAUUUCGAGGAAGAACAGCGGUUGACAGGUGGUAUUAUUUUGAAAAAUAGCACAGUCGCGAAGAAAAACAUGCUUAACUUAAGGCUGAUAAAAUCGUCAUGUAUGCAGAAUCAGCAAAAAGACUCAGGAAGCCAACAGGAACAGUUGGAGUUGGGAGAUGAUUGUCCCAGCAGCAGCAGCAAUAUAAAUAAUAGCAGUCACAACGGUGUUGGUCGUGCCGUUUCAUCUGACAGCAAGUGCGCUUACAAGGAUCCAACGUCAACGCCAACAAGUAGUCGCCCUCACACCAGUCGUUUAACCAAAUCUACUGCCAAACUUAAUUUGUGCUCUUCUCUAAGUCAUCCCUUACACCGGCAAACACAAUCAUUUCAAGAUCGAACCAAAGGUGCCAACAAUUCCAAAACACAGCUAAAAUCAACACAAACCGGCAAUAAGAACAGUGUGACAUCGUUAACAUCAUCCUCCCAUACGUUUACGAAUUCCGUUUCGUCGGCAUCUACAUCUACAACUGCUUCUUCGUCCUCCUCAACCGCAUCAUCUUCUUCAUCUUCAUUAUCUUCGUCUGCAGCAUCUUCAGUAAUUGUAGAGGCACCUACUGCCACACCGACUUCAUCCUCAUCAUUGCCCGGCGCCGCGGCUUGCACAGUUGGCGGCGGGGGAGCGGAAAUAUACUCAAACUCUAAUUCGAAUGACAGUCUUAUGAGUAGUACAUCAACAACCAUCAAUUGUGGACAGCGAGUGCAACAGCAGCAGCAGCCGCAACAGCCACAGCAGCCGCAACAACCACAGCAGCAGCAGCAGCAACAACAACAACAACUAAUACCCUAUAUAUUGGUUGAUAAGUCCGAUGUAGGAGGCUGUAGUCGCACAAGUUCUAUGCAUGCCGUUGUAGCCGUAGCUGCAGAUAAUGCUGCACUCGCUGCAGCUUCCACAGGCGCCGAAGUCAUUCCUGUUUUCGAUGACGCUCAACCUUCAACUUCGUCUGCUCGCUGUCAUUAUGCUCCGUCCAUGAAGAAUUUACGUCAGGUACACGCUAGCGCUCAAACGAAUGAACGUUACCUUAGACGUUCUGUUGGCUCAUUGGAUUCGGGAAAUGUCAAUGCCCUUCCAACUACUGCAAGAUUUCGUCGACGCGCCGAAUUUGCAGCUCAGCUGACCAAUCCUCCUGACGAUAUGUCUCUUGAAGCUUUCAAAGCAUUGGCCCAAGCUGCAGCUCAAGCAGUUAUGUCUGAUUAUAAUGAGGAAGCUUCGUGGGCCGAUUGUGACGAGAACACUUCCGAUGAGGAAAUAUGUACUUGCAAUCAUAGUAGUAGUAGCAGCGCAAGCAAUAGCAGUCACGGCGGUAGCAAUACCAGCUUAAACGAGACGGACGUUGAUGGAGCUGACAUUUCUUCGACCGGCGCUGGUGCCGAUGUCAGCGCGAAUUGCACAGCCAAAGAUGGUGAUCUGUCAAAUUAUAUACAAAUGGUUUCGAUAUCAGAGGAGGUGGGUGGCAAUGGCGGCGCGAACAACACUGCCGAAAAUGCAUCCACCUGUGCGCACAUUAACGCUCAACAGCGUAAGCGCAAAUACGAUAGCCGUUUGCCGGAUGCCAACGCCAAUGCAGUAAUAUCCAGCAGCGGUAAUACUGCCAGCAUUGACGAUGUUAAUGGAAGAAAGCGUAUAGCUUAUGAUUUUGCGUUAACUCCACGCCACUGUAGUGCUUUAGUAGUUAAACCCUCCACAACUUCAACGCAAUUGGUACCACUGUCAGCCAUCAAUAACUCGCCUGUGGGUCGUCGAACUCCGCGUUCCAUAAUACCUACACGUGAGAAUCCACCUCCCGAAUUACAACAUUGGCUGACACAAUUUCAACGUUGGACACAUGUUGAGCGACUUAUGGCCAUCGAUCGUCUGAUUGAGUAUUGCGAGCCAACACAAGUUCGUCACAUGAUGAAAGUGAUUGAACCACAAUUCCAACGCGACUUUAUUUCACUGCUGCCGCGUGAGUUAGCAUUGCAAGUGCUUACUUAUUUGGAUCCAAAAGAUUUGUUGCGUGCUGCGCAGACUUGUCGCAGUUGGCGCUUUUUAUGCGACGAUAAUUUGUUGUGGAAGGAGAAAUGUCGCAAAGCGCAAAUACUCACGGAGCCGCGUACGGAUCGACCGAAGCGCGGACGUGCGGGCAAUAUGCCACCAAUUGCCUCACCAUGGAAAGCGGCAUAUAUGCGCCAGCAUAUAAUCGAAAUGAAUUGGCGUUCGCGACCAAUACGCGAACCGAAGGUACUGAAAGGGCAUGACGAUCAUGUUAUCACUUGCCUCCAAUUUUCCGGCAACCGCAUAGUGUCGGGCUCAGAUGACAAUACAUUGAAGGUUUGGUCGGCUGUGACUGGCAGGUGUUUACGCACGCUGGUUGGUCACACUGGUGGCGUCUGGUCCUCACAGAUGGCGGGUAAUAUAAUAAUCUCAGGUAGUACCGAUCGCACGCUGAAAGUCUGGGACAUGGAUUCCGGCCAAUGUUUACACACAUUGCAGGGGCAUACAUCCACCGUGCGAUGUAUGCAUUUACACGGCAAUAAAGUUGUCAGUGGUUCGCGCGAUGCGACUUUACGUGUUUGGGAUAUUGUGCAAGGUAUAUGUUUGCAUGUUUUGAUGGGUCAUUUGGCGGCGGUGCGUUGUGUGCAAUAUGAUGGCAAAUUGAUAGUGUCGGGAGCUUAUGAUUACAUGGUGAAGAUUUGGCAUCCCGAACGGCAGGAAUGUCUACACACCCUUUCUGGGCACUCAAAUCGUGUUUAUUCCUUGCAGUUCGAUGGAAUACACGUGGUAUCCGGUUCGUUAGAUACCUCUAUACGAGUUUGGGACGUUGAGACUGGUAAUUUGAAGCAUAUACUCAUGGGUCAUCAAAGUCUGACAUCUGGCAUGGAAUUGCGACAGAAUAUUUUGGUGUCUGGUAAUGCGGAUUCCACGGUGAAAGUUUGGGAUAUCACAACAGGGCAAUGCUUGCAAACUUUGUCAGGUCCCAAUAAACAUCAAUCGGCUGUAACGUGCUUGCAAUUCAAUUCACGUUUUGUGGUAACGAGCUCUGAUGAUGGCACCGUGAAGCUGUGGGAUGUGAAAACUGGUGAAUUCAUACGUAACUUGGUCGCACUGGAUUCGGGCGGCUCGGGUGGCGUUGUCUGGCGCAUAAGAGCGAACGAUACGAAAUUAAUAUGCGCAGUCGGUUCGCGUAAUGGUACGGAAGAAACCAAACUCAUGGUUUUGGACUUUGAUGUAGAAGGAGCUUGUGUAAAAUGUUCAUAGAAAAUGUGACAACCGGUUGCUGCAAAUAAAUACUACAUCUAAUUAAACAUAUUACACCUAAGGAGCAGAAAUUCAUAGUGGCAGCAUGUCAGCAAAAAAAAAGCAAACACCUCACAUAAGACUCGACAAACGAGUCACAUGUUUGUAUGUAUACGGAUUUCGUUGAAAUUGUCCAAAGCGAUGCAAUUUUUCUAAUGUCAUGUACACGCGCGCCACACAAAUUUCUGCUGGAAUUUUACCUCCCUAAGUUUAGUACGAAAAUAAUGGUUUACCCUGAUGUCAUGUUAAGAAAAUGCCGGCAAACAAAAACAUGACGUUAUUGGGUGCAUAGAUAUAUGUAUUCCAAAUGCUAUCUGAACUAACAGUGAAAUUAACUGCUGCAAUUCGCAUAUAAUAAUUGGUAAUAAUUGAAAUAGGCGGUGCCCAAUUGGAGGACGUGCAUACAAAGCUGGCUCUCAAUAUUAAGCAGAACUUGUUUAAAUUACUUAACUUCAAUUUAGUUGAAAACUCUUCAUGAAUUUGCUUAAAAUUCAUUUAUCAUGCAGAAAUGAAAAUUCAUAAAAUUCCAUGCCUAAAUCCUCCAGUUGGGUAUAUCGAUAAAAUUGUGUCUAGCUCCAAGAAAUAUGGCAAUGUACCGUUAAAAGUGUAAAGGAAAAAAAGAGAGCAAAAUAAUGUACCGUUAUUAUGGCGUGUAAAGAAAACAAGAAAGCAAAAAGAUGUACCGUUAUAACCGCAUGUAAAAAAUGAGAA
Bactrocera tryoni is the source of this 5288-nucleotide messenger RNA. RefSeq names its product F-box/WD repeat-containing protein 7 (gene ago). The coding region runs from base 204 to 4538 and encodes 1444 amino acids. Gene Ontology annotation, cellular component: nucleus; cytoplasm. Lineage: Eukaryota; Metazoa; Arthropoda; Insecta; Diptera; Tephritidae. The transcript is spliced from 8 exons. Gene Ontology annotation, molecular function: ubiquitin binding. The record is from RefSeq and is a predicted model, not a curated record. Gene Ontology annotation, biological process: ubiquitin recycling; proteasome-mediated ubiquitin-dependent protein catabolic process.